CAAUUCAACCCUCCGCUACGCCCCAAUCCCCUCCCCUUCGCUCCCCACUCUCUUUCAUCGCGCCGUGGUAUUCCCUGACUCCUCGUCAUCACGCGCAAAACCACAUUCUUUUUUCUUAUCCAGCCCCCCUUUUGCUCUAAAGUGCCCACGAUGAAGACGACUCUCUGCACCAUCGCAGCCAUCGCGGCCGCUCUCUCGUCGUUCACGACGCCCGCUGAGGCCGCCCACAACACCCACCACGGCGCCAUUCGUCGCGCUCACUCUUACCCUCGAAGGGGAGAGACGUACCAAGGCAAGGCGACCUUCUACAACACUGAAACCGGAAACGCUGGAUCGUGCGGUUCGUACCUCAAGAACUCGGGCUACACCGUCGCCCUCAACCGACCUCAGUACUCGCAGUCAUGGUGCGGCAAGACGAUCACCAUCACGGCCAAUGGCAAGUCGCACGAGGCCACCAUCCAGGACGAGUGCCCCGGAGAUGGCGAGACGUGCAAGUGGGGCGCCCUCGACAUGAGCCCUGCCCUCUUCAACUACUUUGCCGACCCGUCGCUCGGUGUCAUCGAUAUGAGCUGGUCCGUCGGCGGUGGUGGCGGUGGUGGCCUCCUCGGUGGCCUCCUCGGCGGCGGUAACAAGGGUAACGACGACGACAGCAGCAGCCAGAAGUCGAGCGGCAACUCGAACAAGAACAACAACAACGACGACGACGAUGACAGCGCUGCCAAGGCUGCUGCUGCCAAGUCCGCCGCUGCUGAGGCCAGCAAGUCCUCUGCUGCUGCUGCCGCCGCUGCUAGCAAGACUGCCGCUGCUGAGGCCGCUGCGGAAUCUGCUUCUGCUGCCGCUGAGGCUAGCAAGUCGUCUGCUGCUGCGUACGCCUCGUCAACAAAGGCGGCUGCCAGCGCCUCGGCAUCCAAGGCCGCGGUUGCAAGCGCCUCGUCCGUCUCAUCAGCAAGUCGCGCGUCGGUCAAAUCAGUGGCGAGUGUCUCCCGCGCCUCGGUCCAACACAAGUCCUACCUCGCAUCAAAGUCGAGCGCCUCUGCCUCCAAGUCGAGCGCUUCGGUCGCAUCCGUCUCUCGUUCCAAGGUGAGCGUCGCAGCGUAGCAGCAGCGCGCGUCGGGCUGCUGGGCUGCGAUGAAGCAAGGGAACGGGGGGCAUGCGGACCGAAGUUAGCAGCUUCGAUUUGGAGGCGGGGGCGUGACACACGCGCGCGCGCAUAGAUAUCACAGAUGCCUCCCCUCCCCUCCCCUACC
This is a messenger RNA of Jaminaea rosea, 1247 nucleotides long. RefSeq lists its product as hypothetical. The record is from RefSeq and is a predicted model, not a curated record. The transcript has 3 exons. Lineage: Eukaryota; Fungi; Basidiomycota; Exobasidiomycetes; Microstromatales. The coding region runs from base 151 to 1098 and encodes 315 amino acids.